AAUUCCUCUCUAAUGAAAACUAUGAAAUUAUGUCGCUUGCAUUGAAAAGUUAACCAUAGUCGUUAUAUUGUGAAUUUGUAAAAUGUAUACAGCUGUACAAGUGUAGUUCUUGUGUGAAAAUUUAUUUGAUUCAAAGAGAAAAGUUGUUAUCUUUCAUUUAAAUUUUCAAUGGCCCAUGAUAAAAAAACUGUAAGACGAAGUCGAUCACGUGAACGAGAUCGCGAACGUGAAAGAGAGCGAGAACGUCGAGAUAGAAGACGUUCAAGAAGUAGAUCAAAGGAUCGAAAGAAAGAUAGGAAACGUUCAAGAUCGCGUGAAAGAUCAAGGGAAAGGGAUAGAUCACGCGAAAAAGAUAGGGAUAGAUCAAGGGAAAGGCGAGAAUUUAAAGACAAAUCAAAGGAUGACAAAAAGCGUAAACCAAGUCCUAUAUUUGUCAUAGAAGACGAAAGUAAGAAAGAGAACAAAACUGAACCAAAGAAAGAGGAGGAGGAAACUGAUGAAAAACCAAAGUCUCCUCCAAAGAAAGAACCAUUAAGUUUAGAAGAAUUAUUAGCUAAGAAAAAGGCAGAAGAAGAAGCACGUGCUAAACCAAAGUUUCUAACUAAAGAAGAACGUGCUGCUCUAGCAUUACAAAAACGACAAGAAGAAGUUGAAGCAAUAAGAAAACAACAGGAGGAUAUACGCAAAUCUUUUCAUAGCGAAAAUGUUGGGAAAGAUAGGGAGUGGGAUGAGAGAGACAGACGUAGAGAUGGUCAGCGUACAAGAGAGGAUGAAAUUAAAGACAAGGAUAAAGAGAAAGAAGUAGAAGCUAUUAAGGAACGUUAUUUAGGAUUAGUGAAGAAAAAACGACGUGUUAGAAGAUUAAAUGACAGAAAAUUUGUAUUUGACUGGGAUACCUCAGAAGACACAUCUGUUGACUAUAAUAGUAUAUACAAGGAAAGGCAUCAGGUACAAUUUUUUGGUAGAGGGAAUCUUGCUGGAAUAGAUAUUAAAGCACAAAAACGAGAUCAAAGUAAAUUCUAUGGAGAAUUACUAGAAAAACGAAGAACAGAAGCUGAAAAGGAACAGGAAAAAAUGCGAUUAAAGAAAGUGAAGAGAAAAGAAGAGAAGCAAAAGUGGGAUGACAGACAUUGGUCAGAGAAAGCUCUUCAUGAAAUGACAGAAAGAGAUUGGCGUAUAUUCAGAGAGGAUUAUAAUAUUACAAUAAAAGGAGGACGUAUACCUGAUCCAAUUAGAUCAUGGAAAGAAUCAGGAUUUCCAAAAGAAAUUCUUGAUAUCAUUGAUAAAGUGGGAUAUAAAGAUUUAACACCUAUACAGAGACAAGCUAUUCCCAUAGGACUUCAGAAUCGUGAUAUUAUUGGGGUUGCUGAAACUGGAUCUGGAAAAACGCUAGCAUUUUUAAUUCCAUUACUGUUAUGGAUUACUAGUUUACCAAAAAUUGAAAGAUUAGAAGAAGCAGAUCAAGGUCCUUACAGUAUAAUUUUAGCACCAACUCGUGAGCUGGCUCAACAAAUUGAAGAAGAGACUAAUAAAUUUGGACAACCAUUGGGUAUAAGAACAGUUGUAGUUGUAGGUGGUCUCUCAAGAGAAGAACAAGGAUUCAGAUUGAGAAUGGGAUGCGAGAUUGUUAUAGCCACACCAGGACGAUUAAUUGAUGUAUUAGAAAACCGAUACUUAGUUUUAAAUCAGUGUACUUAUAUUGUAUUGGAUGAAGCUGAUAGAAUGAUAGAUAUGGGUUUUGAGCCAGAUGUCCAAAAAAUUCUGGAAUAUAUGCCAGUUACAAAUCUAAAACCAGACAACGAGGACGCUGAAAAUGAAGAAAAACUUUUAGCUAAUUACAAUACAAAGAAAAAAUAUAGACAAACUGUUAUGUUUACAGCAACAAUGCCACCUGCAGUGGAACGAUUAGCUAGAACGUAUUUAAGGCGACCUGCUGUUGUAUACAUCGGCAGCGUAGGAAAACCGACAGAAAGAACAGAACAAAUUGUACAUAUAAUGGGUGAAGCUGAUAAGCGUAAGAAAUUAAUGGAAAUACUUAGCAGAGGAGUUGAACCACCAGUCAUCAUAUUCGUUAAUCAAAAGAAGGGAGCUGAUGUUCUUGCAAGAGGUUUAGAGAAACUGGGCUAUAAUGCUUGCACUCUUCAUGGUGGUAAAGGACAAGAACAAAGAGAGUAUGCACUUGCUUCUCUGAAAAGUGGUAGUAAAGAUAUUUUGGUUGCCACUGAUGUGGCAGGCCGUGGUAUUGAUAUUAAAGAUGUGUCUAUGGUCAUUAAUUACGAUAUGGCUAAGACUAUAGAAGACUACACGCAUCGUAUUGGUAGAACUGGACGUGCUGGAAAAGCUGGUCUUGCCAUUUCAUUCUGUACCAAAGACGAUAGUCAUCUGUUCUAUGAUCUGAAGCAAACUAUUCUUGCAAGUCCUAUAUCUACUUGUCCACCUGAAUUACUAAAUCAUCCAGAUGCUCAACAUAAACCUGGAACAGUGGUUACAAAAAAACGUCGGGAAGAGAAAAUAUUUGCCUAAAAAGAUAACAAAUUUAUUUUCAAGGAAGCGGGGCAGAUGGAGGAGUAUAGUCUCCAUCGACUUUACACUCUUCAUCCCAAUUAUCUGGAAUCAUUGGUUUUAAAAUCUGUACUAACUUUUCAAGAGGACAUACUGUUGUACAUCCAGGAACAUUCAGAAGAUAUGGUUUAUGUUCAGUGCUAUUUUUUAAAAACAUCUAAAAAGGAUAGAAUGUAAACCAAUAAUAAAAAUGACUUUUACAUUUAA
Bombus pyrosoma is the source of this 2769-nucleotide messenger RNA. RefSeq names its product probable ATP-dependent RNA helicase DDX23. Gene Ontology annotation, cellular component: catalytic step 2 spliceosome. The coding region runs from base 169 to 2523 and encodes 784 amino acids. Gene Ontology annotation, biological process: mRNA splicing, via spliceosome. The transcript is spliced from 11 exons. NCBI's taxonomy places the organism in Eukaryota, Metazoa, Arthropoda, Insecta, Hymenoptera, Apidae. Gene Ontology annotation, molecular function: RNA binding; RNA helicase activity; ATP binding. The record is from RefSeq and is a predicted model, not a curated record.